Molecule: messenger RNA, 1364 nt
Organism: Neocloeon triangulifer
Lineage: Eukaryota; Metazoa; Arthropoda; Insecta; Ephemeroptera; Baetidae
Product: retinol-binding protein pinta-like
Exons: 8
Coding region: 186-1112 (308 amino acids)
Cellular component (GO): membrane
Molecular function (GO): phosphatidylinositol bisphosphate binding
Source: RefSeq, a predicted model, not a curated record
GGAAGGUGCUCGUACGUUGAUCCCUCUCCAGUUGAUCCACAUACCCGAGUGCGAUUUUGGUAGAGAAGGGGCCACCGCUCCAAGAGAGCAUUUCUCAGAGAAAGUCGCACCGUAGAUCCUGUAGCUCCAACGUCAAUCCCUUUGCAUCAUUCUCGUCCGGCGCAGCCUACGAACAACCGCAAACAAUGCCUACCCUCUUAGUGCAGCCGACGGGUGAAUUGUCAGUACAGAUUUAUAAAGAUUUGUGUGAAGACAAAGACGCCGUUCCAGAAAAAAUGAAACAAAUCAAAGGAUGGCUCGCCAUGCAGCCGCACCUGCCACCCUUUCCAGACGAUCAUCGCAUCUUAACAUUUAUGCGCGGCUGCAAGCACAGCACCGAGAAGACCAAGAAGAAGCUGGACAUGUACUUCUCCAUGCGCGCCGCCGUGCCCGAAUUCUACGCCGACCGUGACCCAUUGAGUGAUAGCAUACAGAAAGUUUGGACGGAAGCACAUAUGCCACCUCUGCCAGCACUGACUCCCGAGGGAAAUCGAGUAAUCUGGAUGUGCGGCGCCCAGGAUGAGUUGAAUAUUGCGUCGGCAGCAACUGCCAUGAAAGUCGCACUCAUGAUUGGUGACUUGCGUCUUAAACUAGAGGAGCACGGUGUUUCGGGGGACGUUUAUGUCCUGGAUGCUUCACAGGCAACUGCCCAGCAGUUCGCAAAAUUCACACCCGCCAUUAUCAGGAAAUUUCUCAUAAGUGUGCAAGAAGCCUAUCCAGUUCGCCUCCGUCAGGUGCACGUCAUCAACAUCAACCCUCUUGUUGAUGUUAUUUUCAACUUCGUUAAGCCCUUGCUCAAGGAAAAGAUAAAGAACAGGAUCCACUUCCACUCGAAGAUGGAUACUUUCUUUAAAUUUGUGCCAAUUGAGAUGUGUCCAGAGGAAUAUGGAGGCAAAGGUGGAUCCCUUAAGGAUUUCAGUUCAAACUGGAAAAAGAUUGUGGAGGAUAACCGUCAGUGGUUCUUGGAUCAAGAAUCCGUUAAAACUGAUGAGACCAAGCGGCCAGGCAAGCAAAUGAACUAUGAUGAGUUGUUUGGUGCAUCUGGCUCAUUCAGGAAACUAAACAUCGAUUAAGUUUCAAAUUUUCUGAACUUGGUGAUACGAGAGUCCUGCACAGCAAUUUAUUUGCAGCCAGUAAAAUAUUGAUAAUAAUUUCACUGCAUAUAUAAUUUUUUUAAGUAAAAACAGGCCCACGCUACGUUAAAUUUGGAAAAUAUUCCUUUAUUUGCAGCAAGAAGGGAAUGUAGCAAACAAAAUGCAUUAUUAAUCUUCUAUGCCUUACACGUUUAAAUAAAGAUGACCUGGAAUAAAAUGGAGAAAAAAAAA